Molecule: messenger RNA, 366 nt
Organism: Homalodisca vitripennis (glassy-winged sharpshooter)
Lineage: Eukaryota; Metazoa; Arthropoda; Insecta; Hemiptera; Cicadellidae
Product: sentrin-specific protease 8-like
Exons: 1
Coding region: 1-366 (121 amino acids)
Biological process (GO): proteolysis
Molecular function (GO): cysteine-type peptidase activity; deNEDDylase activity
Source: RefSeq, a predicted model, not a curated record
AUGGGACCCUCUGUUUCCCAUGCCGCAAAACUCAGUGACCCUGUAGAGACCAUAGCAAUCCUGGAGAAACUUUAUUUACGGGACAAGGAUUUCGUUUUGUGCUGUGUAAAUGACAGUGGAAAAGGACUGACUGGCGACAGUGGCUCACACUGGAGCCUGUUGUUAAUUGACAACAGGUUCAAACAAGCUUUUCAUUUGGAUUCGAUAAAAGGGUAUAACUCUCGCCACGCCCGUGAACUAUGUGUUAAGCUUGGUAUACCUGAUAAGGACUUCAAUGAACUUCCAAAUCAAACUAUGGUAAUACAACUAAGAGCAAUGCAAGGUUGCUGCCUUCCAAACCUGCUCAUGCACCUGACAUUACUGUAA